Messenger RNA from Didymodactylos carnosus, 498 nucleotides. The record is from the annotation of a GenBank genome assembly. NCBI's taxonomy places the organism in Eukaryota, Metazoa, Rotifera, Eurotatoria, Philodinida, Philodinidae.
AUGAAUCAGAAUCAUUCACAACAACAACAGCAACAUCAUCAACAAUAUCAAUCUCAAUAUAAUCAACAACUAUGGGGAAUGAAUAAUAAUAAUAGUGGCGAUCCAUAUCAUCCACAAGGACAACAGUAUCCUUCCUAUUAUGAUCAAGCUAUGUAUGGUGGUCAAUAUGAUCAACUAGCAGCUGCAAUGUAUGCACAACAACAGCCACAACAAAUAUUAGGUGAUGGAACAAUACCACAAGAAUCUCCAAAAGGUGGUUAUGUUGUGUAUGUUUACGGUAUUGGUCAACGAGCAACACAAGAAGAAUUAUUAAUGUUAUUUCAACAAUAUGGUCGUGUUUUACGUGUUGACAUUAUUAUUGAUUUUAAUACGGGAUUAGGUAAAGGUUUUGCAUUUGUUGCUAUGGAAAGAUAUCAAGACGCUCAAGUGGCUAUACAAAGUCUCGAUCGUAUGCCAUAUCACGGUAAACAAUUACAAGUUCGGUUUAAAGCAAAUUAA